Scatophagus argus is the source of this 972-nucleotide messenger RNA. RefSeq names its product leucine-rich repeat-containing protein 36-like. Bases 117 to 944 code for a protein of 275 amino acids. The transcript is spliced from 5 exons. The record is from RefSeq and is a predicted model, not a curated record. Lineage: Eukaryota; Metazoa; Chordata; Actinopteri; Scatophagidae.
CACAUAAGAGGUCCUCAGGUGAGUCAGUGCACCUGGGAGCAGAUUUGCAGGACACUCAGAAGAGGACAGAGAGGAUUCGUCUUCCUUCUCUCCUCAGGUGUGGCACUUUCCUCCACAUGAAGAGCUGUGAUGAAGACAGGUGUCCUGUGGCCCGGCCUCCUCGCUCCUGUCUGCGGUCCGGACCAACCAGGGGCACGAGAGUGACCUUCAGUUGGGACUCGAGGCUGUGUGAGGAGGAGGAGGAGGAGGAUCCAGGUGAAGGUCAGACUGUGUCAACUCCACUUUUCCAACCGCUGCUGACUUUAACCACAGGUCAGAGGUCUCCUAGACCUCCUCCUCGUCAUCAGGCGAUGAGGAGUGUAAUUGUUCUAACAGCCAAUCGUCUUCAGAGGAGUCUUGAUGACUUCACUGGUGACUUCAGUCAGUUGUUGUUUCCAGACUCAUCAGCAGGAGGCAGCGUCGUUCCAGGAAUCCACCUGUGUCUUCCUCUCUCUGCAGAUCUGAAUGAUGCUGCUCAGCACUCACAGGAAGUGGGUGUUUCUGCUGAUCGUCCGCAGGGCCACACCUGGUCAGACACCUGGUCCCUUCAGAGCGGCGGGUCUGUUGGUGUGUCGGAGCUGUCGGUGGUGCUCGGCGGUCUGCUGCAGCUGGUGGAGCAGCACUGGAAUGGACCCGGAUCCCUCCGGCGACACCAGCAGUUCCUCAGUGGAUCAUACGACCUCCUGUCGGAGCUGCUGCAGCCUGCAGGGGGGCGCGGCCCGCCGGCCAAGGGGACUUCACAGAGUUGUGAACUGGUCCUGCUGAGGAGGAAACUGGAGAGAACUGAACUUCAACUGGAGAGGAUGAAGAGUCGGCUGCUGUUGGCGCUGAAGGAAAACUACCAGCUGAGACGAAGUCUUCAGCUGACCUCAGAACAGCAAACACACCGCGAUGAUGUCACAUGACCCACAUGAUAUCCUGUUAGCAGUUAGC